AUGUCAUGCAAUAAAGAAGAUAUUCUCGGAUAUGAUAAUGAAGAAGAUUACACAAACGCUCUCGACGAUUCCGAUAUCGAUGAAAUUGCAGAUGAAAUAGAAUUAAUAACAUGUAAUACCGAAAGUGAAGAGUACAGUUAUAGUGAUGAUGACAAUGAAGCAACAUUUCAAACGAAUCGAAUACUAGAGUCAUCGACGACUACGAAAUCAAAUUUUGGUGAUCAUGGAAGACAGAUUAUAGAAUAUAGAGCAGAAGAAAGUGAAGAAUACAGUGAUGACGACAAUAUAUAUCCGUCACAGAUAAUAACAAUAGAACCAGAGAAUGAGAGAAAAAUAUCUGAAGAGAAAUGGACAUUUGUUGAACCAGGAGCUGAUUGCCGACCUACACGUAUACCUGAUUUCAACGAACCGUCAGGGCCAACGUUUUCUGUUGCAGGAUGUGCAAUACCAUCGGAUUUUUAUAAAAAAAUGUUACCUGAUUCUCUAUUCAAUCACAUAGUAGAAUGUACAAAUCUUCGUGCUAAACGACACUUCUCCAAUGGAAUCAUAAAGAAUGAUAAAUCUUGGUGUGAAGUGAGAUAA
Rotaria sp. Silwood1 is the source of this 582-nucleotide messenger RNA. NCBI's taxonomy places the organism in Eukaryota, Metazoa, Rotifera, Eurotatoria, Philodinida, Philodinidae. The record is from the annotation of a GenBank genome assembly.